Castor canadensis (American beaver) is the source of this 1175-nucleotide messenger RNA. RefSeq names its product sprouty RTK signaling antagonist 4 (gene Spry4). Gene Ontology annotation, cellular component: membrane; cytosol. Lineage: Eukaryota; Metazoa; Chordata; Mammalia; Rodentia; Castoridae. Gene Ontology annotation, biological process: negative regulation of fibroblast growth factor receptor signaling pathway; negative regulation of MAP kinase activity; negative regulation of Ras protein signal transduction. The record is from RefSeq and is a predicted model, not a curated record.
GCGAGCGGAGCUGACAGCGCGGAGCUAGCGCUGCGGGACAUAGGGAACCUUGCCGGUUCCUCUCUGGCUGGCGUCUGCGAGUACAUCGGCGACUGACCCGCUUGGGUUCGAGGAUUUGUACAAACGUGGAGCGAUGGUUGUGACUCUCCAGCUCCUCAAAGGUCCCUAGAAGCUUGUUUCUCCGCAGCAGUCCAGGACCUCCAGCCCCAUGGAGCCCCCAAUCCCACAGAGCGUCCCUUUAACUCCCAGCUCAGUCAUGGUGCAGCCCCUUCUUGACAGCCGGAUGCCCCACAGCCGGCUCCAGCACCCACUUACCAUCCUCCCCAUUGACCAGAUGAAGACCAGCCACGUGGAGAACGAUUAUAUAGACAACCCUAGCCUGGCCCCUCCAACUGGUCCCAAGAGGACCCGGGUUGGGGCCCCAGAGCUGGCCCCAACACCUGCUCGCUGUGACCAGGAUGUCACCCACCACUGGAUCUCCUUCAGUGGACGCCCCAGCUCUGUGAGCAGUAGCAGCAGCACCUCCUCUGACCAGCGGCUUCUAGACCACAUGGCUCCACCACCUGUGGCCGAGCAGGCCUCGCCCAGGGCCGUGCGCCUCCAGCCCAAGGUGGUGCAUUGUAAGCCACUGGAUCUCAAGGGUCCAGCCGUCCCACCAGAGCUGGACAAGCACUUCUUGCUGUGCGAGGCCUGUGGGAAGUGUAAAUGCAAGGAGUGUGCGUCCCCUCGGACGUUGCCCUCCUGCUGGGUCUGCAAUCAGGAGUGCCUGUGCUCGGCCCAAACCUUGGUCAACUACGGCACCUGCAUGUGCCUGGUGCAGGGUAUUUUCUACCACUGCACCAAUGAGGACGAUGAAGGCUCUUGUGCUGACCACCCUUGCUCCUGUUCCCGCUCCAACUGCUGCGCCCGCUGGUCCUUCAUGGGCGCCCUCUCCAUGGUGCUGCCCUGCCUGCUCUGCUACCUGCCAGCCACGGGCUGUGUGAAGCUGGCCCAGCGUGGCUAUGACCGCCUUCGCCGCCCAGGUUGCCGCUGCAAGCACACGAACAGCGUCAUCUGCAAGGCCGCUGGUGGGGAUGCCAUGGCCAGCAGACCCGACAAGCCUUUCUGACACUUUGGGUCAACGCCCCAGCACUGCCCCUGGAAACAUGGGUCACUCCUGCCUGCCUCCUGAGGCC